Messenger RNA from Ictalurus furcatus (blue catfish), 1788 nucleotides. RefSeq names its product galectin-4-like. The transcript is spliced from 9 exons. Bases 10 to 1023 code for a protein of 337 amino acids. Gene Ontology annotation, molecular function: carbohydrate binding. The record is from RefSeq and is a predicted model, not a curated record. NCBI's taxonomy places the organism in Eukaryota, Metazoa, Chordata, Actinopteri, Siluriformes, Ictaluridae.
ACUAAAAUAAUGACCAGCAUGGGCAUGUCACGAUGGUCUCUCUCUACUAUCAAGUCAGAGGUUACAAAUGUUGUCAACAGUCCUAGCAUUCCCCACAUUGACAAAAUUCCUGGAGGGAUGACAGCAGGAAUGGCUUUGUACUUCCAAGGGGUUGUAACAGGAAAAACGUUUGCAUUUAAUAUUGUAAACGGGCUGAGGGUUGAUGACAACAUCGCUUUUCACUUCAACCCUCGCAUCAGUAAAAUGGUGGUCCAAAACAGCCGCAGGAAUGGCAGGUGGGAGAAUGAAGAACACACUUCAGGGUGCCCCAUUCCUACAGGAUCAGCCUUUGAUGUCUUUAUUGUGACCAAAUCGGAAGGGUAUGAGGUAUAUGUAAAUGGUCAGAGGUAUUGCCUGUUCAAACGUCGCAUGGAUUUGGGGAACGUGGUUUCACUUUACAUUGCUGGCGACGUCAUGAUGAACAUUGUUGGUAUUGUUGGAAAUUGGAACACAUCUACAUUUGGUAAGGAACUAAACUCUGGCACCUCACGCACAAAGCUUUCUGACAUCCAGUCUGAUGUGCCACAUCCAGUCUGCAACCCUAGCAAACCAUAUUUGGGAUCAAUCCCUGGAGGCUUGAGACCUGGUGUGGCUUUGUUCUUCCAAGGGGUUGUUACUUCAGAUAGUGAACGCUUUGAAAUAAAUUUGCAGACCGAGGAGAAGUACAUCGCUCUCAACUUCAACCCCCGUUUGGACUCUAACUCUGUGGUCCGUAACAGCCACAGGAAUGGGAGUUGGGAGAGGGAAGAAGUGACACCAGGAGGCCCUUUUGUCAAAGGGGGAGCCUUUGAUAUCAUCAUGGUUGUUAAACCAGAAGGAUAUGAGGUGAUGGUGAAUGGCCUGGAAUACUGCACGUUCAAUCACCGCAUACCAGUGGACAAAGUGACUACACUUGGCGUUAGGGGAGACGUCUUCAUGAACACCGUCAGCAUUAUUGAAGUGGAUGAUCUUAAUCUGAAAGUCACUAUUCCUGCCAAUAUUUGAGGAUUUGCAUCUUCCCCAAAGGCACAGAAAAUUUAAGAGGGUUUUGUUGUUGUUAUUGUUGUUGUUGUUUUAUAUAUUCUGCUCAAGUGUAUCAGAAUUCAGCAGUUCGUGGACAUGAUUUGUUUUUUUUAUUAAUCAGUCAUUUUUUUUGCUUGUGCAUUCUUAUGAGAUUUGUGUUGCUUAUUAUUGUUAGAAAUGAAUGCUAUAUAUUUUUUACUGCAGUUGUAUUGUACCUUAAUACAGUAAAUGAUAUUGUUAAUUUGCAUUAUUCUAUAUAUAGACACAGAUGAAGCAGAAAUUAGAGAAGGUCAUGAUUGAAAUAAAUAAAUGUAGGUAUUCUAUAUCAGUGGAUGAGCUGUGUACUCCAUCAAAAGACAUAUCCUUUUUACUUGAUAAACCCAUUUUCCAAUAACAGAGGUUUUAAGUAAAAAUUCAGUGCAAUAGAGGUCUGGUAAUUAGCUAUUGUAACAAAACAAGUGUUCACUUGUUAACAUUUUCCUAUGAUUAUUUUUUUUCAAUCUGAUUAACACCAAAAACAAGGUUGUAGUUGACACAGUCUCUUAUUGAAGUUGUCAGUUCCACAUUAAAUACUGAUGCGAAUACAAUAUUGCACAGGUAAAGAGUACUCUUUGCUCAUUUUUAAAAACAUGAUCCAUGUGCAGUAUUGUAAAACAUAAAUGAAUUGGCUAAUUAUACCUCUUGCCCAAAUGUGUUUGUUGUUAUUACGAAUCGGGAAACUAUUUACUUCCUGAUUAAAUUAUUUUA